This is a messenger RNA of Coregonus clupeaformis (lake whitefish), 4048 nucleotides long. Its product is annotated as frizzled-3-like. The record is from RefSeq and is a predicted model, not a curated record. Lineage: Eukaryota; Metazoa; Chordata; Actinopteri; Salmoniformes; Salmonidae. Gene Ontology annotation, biological process: non-canonical Wnt signaling pathway; canonical Wnt signaling pathway. Gene Ontology annotation, cellular component: plasma membrane. Gene Ontology annotation, molecular function: Wnt-protein binding; Wnt receptor activity. The transcript is spliced from 9 exons. The coding region runs from base 573 to 2606 and encodes 677 amino acids.
GGGGAGAGGAGUGGGCUAUUCACUCAUUGGUACCGGCUCGGGGAGCGGCGAAGACCCCUACACGUUAAUUAUUUUCCCGACAGAAAGAUCCCUUGACAUCUACACCUAUUGCAGGGAUCCACUCUCCGAUCUAAAUCAUUGUUUAUAAUCUGUGUAUAAACAGUGGCGUGGUGAGAAGGGGACCCCUGUGGUCAGACAACCCAACGCCAGGCCUCAUGCUCAGGUGAUGAAGAUCCUAUGACUCAAGAGGGUGAUGGAUACAGCCAGCCUCAGCCAUGGUGGCCAUCUUUUUACACACACAGACUGGUACACUCUGAGACCAGGAACAGGACCAGUCUCUCCCCUGAUCGCCACUUAUCUAUACCCAUACUCCUCGCUCUCGGUCACCGACCUACUGCUUUGUGAAUGAGGCUGAUGAUUUGGCCUGUCCCUGUCCGCAGCCUGGGUCCUUCCCUAACCCUGUCCUUGUCCGUGCACCAGCCUGGGUCCUUCCCUAACCCUGUCCUUGUCCGUGCACCAGCCUGGGUCCUUCCCUAACCCUGUCCUUGUCCGUGCACCAGCCUGCGGGGACCAUGGAGUUGCUGUGGGUGUUGUGUGUGUCCUUUUUGAUUGCUCCAGCAGUGGUGGUGGAGGCCAUCCCCAUGGAGUCUGCAGCUGGGAGCCACAGCAUGUUCACCUGUGAACCUAUCACCCUGCGCCUGUGUCAGGGGCUGCUCUAUAACUCCACCUUCAUGCCCAACCUCCUCAACCACUACGACCAGCAGACCGCCGCGCUCGCCAUGGAGCCCUUCCAUCCCAUGGUGAACCUGCAGUGUUCCUCAGAGCUGAGGAUGUUCCUGUGUGCCCUCUAUGCUCCGGUGUGUACUGAGUACGGACGCAUGACGCUGCCCUGCCGACGGCUGUGCCAGAGAGCCAAGGGAGACUGCUACAAACUCAUGGACAUAUUCGGAGUCACCUGGCCAGAAGAGAUGGACUGUAACAGGUUCCCAGACUGUGACGAGCCAUACCCCCGUCCUGUAGACCUGCUCUCCAGCGCAGACUCCACUGAGUCGCCUAUCUCCGUCCAGCGCGACUAUGGCUUCUGGUGCCCCCGUGAGCUCAAGAUCGACCCCGACCUGGGCUACACCUUCCUGGGCAUGAGGGAUUGCUCACCCCCCUGCCCCAACAUGUACUUCCAGCGGGACGAGCUGGUGUUCGCCCGCUACUUUAUUGGCGUGGUGUCCAUCGUCUGUCUCUCGGCAACACUCUUCACCUUCCUCACCUUCCUCAUCGACGUGUCCAGGUUCCGCUACCCGGAGCGGCCAAUCAUCUUCUAUGCCGUGUGCUACAUGAUGGUGUCGCUGGUAUUCUUCCUGGGCUUCCUACUGGAGGACCGGGUGGCGUGCAACGCGGCGAGCCCCGGCCGCUUCCGGGCGCACACCGUCACCCAGGGCUCCCACAACAAGGCGUGCACGUUGCUCUUUAUGGCGCUCUACUUCUUCACCAUGGCAGGCAGUGUGUGGUGGGUCAUCCUCACCCUCACCUGGUUCCUGGCUGCCGUGCCUAAGUGGGGCAGCGAGGCCAUAGAGAAGAAGGCCCUGCUCUUCCAUGCCUGUGCCUGGGGCCUGCCCGGCUGUCUCACCGUCACUCUACUAGCAAUGAACAAGAUAGAAGGGGAUAGUGUCAGCGGGGUGUGUUUCGUGGGGCUGUAUGACCGCACGACGCUGAGAUGGUUCCUGCUGGCUCCCCUGGGUCUGGAUGUAUUGGUGGGCGUGGCGUUACUGUUAGCGGGAAUCCUUGCAUUAAACCGAGUGCGUAUGGAGCUCCCUCUGGCGAAGGAUAACCAGGACAAGCUGGUGAAGUUUAUGAUCCGUAUUGGGGUGUUCUCUGUGCUCUACCUGGUCCCUCUGUUGACGGUCAUAGCCUGCUACCUCUAUGAGAACAGCUAUAGGACUGUCUGGGAGACUACCUGGGUGCAGGAGCGCUGCAGAGAGUACCACAUCCCCUGUCCAUACCAGAUUGAGCAGACCAACAGACCAAACCUGUCUCUGUUCCUCAUUAAGUACCUGAUGAUGUUGGUAGUCGGGAUCCCUUCAGUGUUCUGGGUGGGCAGCAAGAAGACCUGUUUCGAAUGGGCCAGCUUCUUCCAAAGACAGAGACACAAAGAUAGUGUGGUCAACGAGAGUAGACAGGUGCUCCAGGAGCCAGAUUUUGCCCAGCUGCUCCUGCGAGAACCCAACACCCCCAUCACCCCCAUCGUGAAGAAGUCCAGGGGGACGUCCACGCAGGGCACCUCCACCCAAGCCUCCUCCACCCACCUGGCCAUGCUGGACGAGCCCCCCAGCGGGAGCACAAGCCGGGCAAGCAGCGUCCGCAGCACCCGAAGCAAGAUGAGCAGCUUCCAUGGAAGUCUUUAUAAAUCCAGAGAUGGCAGGUACACGCCGUUUAGUUUCCGCGGAGUCGAGGAUCGCCUCCCCUAUGGCAGCAUGCCCCUCCUCAACGACCAAUCAGGGUUCAGACACUGCAGCACCAACCGUCUGGACAGCAUAUCAAAGCACGGCUCCACCCAGGCCAUUCAGAGCGCCCCCGGCAAUGGAAUCCUAGAGGAGAAUGGAACCACGGCCUGAACUACCCCCUAGACUCUACCCCGUAGCUAAAACCCAUGCCAUCCUUUUAGAUAUACAACUAGGGGGUAGAGAUUGAUUUUGGACUGGGCAUACUAGACCUUUGUGUGACAGUUUUGAGAGUAAGGAGAUUGUGAGGAAACAGGACAUACUGGACAGUUGUUUGAUAAUCAUACUUCAACAUGUCCCCUCACUCAACCUCACUAAACAUCACUGAUAAAUGAAGAUAGCAGACGACUUGGAUUCAGCGGACAGUGUAACUUGGACCUGCAGGUGUGAGACCUGACCCAAUAACACUGACAUGGAAGAAGAACAUUUUUUAUUGGAUACAGAGGAGUAAUCUCUCCAACGCGGUUUGUUCUCUGUUCUGGAGUCAGCUCUAUGUGAAAGACACUGUUUUGGAGUCAGCUCUAUGUGAAAGACACUGUUCUGGACUCAGCUCUAUGUGAAACACACUGUUCUGGAGUCAGCUGUAUGUGAAAGACACUGUUUUGGAGUCAGCUCUAUGUGAUAGACUUUGUUCUGGAGUCAGCUCUAUGUGAAAGACACCGUUCUGGAGUCAGCUCUAUGUGGAAGACACUGUUUUGGAGUCAGCUCUAUGUGAAAGACCUUGUUCUGGAGUCAGCUCUAUGUGAAAUACAUUGUUCUGGAGUCAGCUCUAUGUGAAAGACAUUGUUCUGGAGUCAGCUCUAUGUGAAAGACGCAGCGCGGGGAUCAGUUUCAUGUGAAGGACGUUUUACUGGGAAGACUUUCAAGAGCUUCUUAUCAAUCGGCAUAAGAGCGUCUGCUAAAUGACGUAAAUGUAAAUGUUCCACUACUCAGGGGGGUGAAAAAGGAUCAAUCUAAGGAUUUUAGAAUCUAGUUCGCUCCAUUAUUGGUCACACAAGCAAAUGCUGCCAAAGCACUCCUCUUCAAAAGCCAAUACUUUAUUCCUAUUGACUACAUUGUUUACCUGUACGAGAACCACUGUAGACGGGUCUCCAAAACCAGUUCUACUACUAUACAUUGAGGUACUUUUAUACGUCUAUUGUUUUCAUUGCACUUCUGAUGGAGGCAGUUAAAGGUACUGUAUGUGAGGUGUAGGGCCAGGAGUCUUUCCUGACUGUGAUCUGCCCAGGGGAAACUCAGGGUCCUAGUGAUAACGUGAAGGAGAUUGGGACAGUGUCCUGUCCUGUUGUCAAUCAAUUGAAAACAAUUGACGAUGAAUCAAUGAAUCAGCAAUUGUGAAGUGAAAGGCUGUAUUGUAUUACAGGAUAAAAGCUGACCUCCAAACUCCAGCCUUAUAGGUAGAAUAUUAUAGUGUUCUUUUCCCCUCCAGUUAGAAUUAGAAUCAGUUGUAUUGUUCCUCCCCUUCUAUGAAGUGUAUACUUACUUGUAUAGAUAAAUGUUAGCCACAACUUAUUCUAGUAAUGGCAACGUGAAUAGAUGUAAAUUUGAUUUUUUUG